CAGAGCUGAGUCCGGGGCUCUUUUGUUCCGCGGAGCUGGGACGAUUGGCUGGGCCCGGGGGAGCUUCGCUUAGCCUAGCUUAGGUGAGGAGGGGCACCAGGCGCUAGCCGCGGCCGCCACUCCUCCUGAUUUAGACAGCUCACCCUCCUUCUCGCUGUCCCCAGUCUCCAGCGACGCGCUAGCGGCGCGACACCGAUUCCCCCCGGGUUGAGUCGACGCUGCUCUGAGCAGCGUCAACCUUUAAACCAGAAAGCUGGCGGGUACAAUGGGAAAAAAGCAAAACAAGAAGAAAGUAGAGGAAGUACUAGAAGAAGAGGAAGAAGAAUAUGUGGUGGAAAAAGUCCUUGACCGGCGAGUGGUGAAGGGCAAAGUGGAAUAUCUCCUGAAGUGGAAAGGCUUCUCCGAUGAGGACAACACUUGGGAACCAGAGGAGAACCUGGAUUGCCCUGACCUCAUUGCUGAGUUUUUACAAUCACAGAAAACAGCCCACGAGACAGACAAAACAGAGGGAGGCAAACGCAAAGCUGAUUCAGAUAAUGAAGAUAGGGGAGAGGAGAGCAAACCAAAAAAGAAGAAAGAGGAGUCAGAAAAGCCCCGAGGUUUUGCCCGAGGUUUGGAGCCAGAAAGGAUUAUCGGUGCUACAGAUUCCAGUGGGGAAUUGAUGUUCCUGAUGAAAUGGAAAAACUCUGAUGAAGCUGAUUUAGUUCCUGCCAAGGAAGCCAACAUCAAGUGCCCCCAAGUGGUCAUCUCCUUCUACGAGGAGAGGCUGACGUGGCAUUCUUACCCUUCAGAGGAUGAUGACAAGAAAGAUGACAAAAAUUAAUUCCAUCAUGUGCCAGCCUCUGUGUCCCUCAGACUGUGGAUUGGAAGUGGGGAGGGUAGAAGGAGUUCUGCUUGUCUUGACACCAUAGAGGGGGCUUGAGAAGAUGUCCUUUGAAGAGCCAGUAUGAUUCCUGUGCCCUGCAGCAGCAUCCCAAGGGCUUUAGGCAGUUCUGUGCUGUACACUUUGCAAACCUGUCCCAGUGGAGGGGAAAAGGGUUUUGGGGCAGCCCAUCCUUCACUUUGCUGAGAGGAGAAGCAAAGGCCCUUCCAUGAAGGACAGACCUUGUGGAGCAGAUGUUGGGGUGAACAAAGAGAUAGAUACUGCAGCUCUUCAAAGAGCAUCUCCACAACCCACUGGCCGCCUUCCCAAUAGUGUUAACUCUGCAUUUUUACCACGUAGCAUGUGUGUAGUUUUUGGCUAUUACUGGUGUAUCAUUUGGAGGGGUGGGGGAAGGGAUAAAGGGAAAUGAGUAGGGUCAUUUUUUUGUUAACAUGGGGGGAGGGGGGGAGCGAACUGACAAGAGUCCAGUUCCGUGUCCAGAAACUUAACUUUUUUUUAAAUGGUCAUUGGCAACCUAAAUGAGGACUGUGAGAGACUGUACAAAGCUGUGAAUGUCUGAAACCUAUAAGCCAAGGUAUGCUUUGCCUGAAUUUAGUGCUAUCUCCCAAAAACUACUCCAAGCUGGUUGGAGAUGAAACUCUUCUAGGAGUUGAGAUUGGGGUUGGGGAGGGGGGCUUUCGGGGAGAGGAGAAGCACAGAUAGGGGAGUCUGUUGUUUAGUUAAGGUGCUAAUUCUUGUAAUUGAACAGAAAAUCCUACAACCUCCCACCUCCUCCAACUGAGGUGUUUUACAUCUCAGCUUGUGUAUCCAGCCAAUGAAGUAUGGAGGUAGAGGAAGACAGGGCCCAUAGUCUUAGGGCAUAGAUAACUCUUGGAGCCUCUCUGUUUCCUGGAACUCAGAAACCAUUGAUGGUAGAGUUCUAACACUGACAGCACAAGUUUAAUCAGCUCAACACAAGGGUUGAAUGAUUUAGAAAGCCUCAGGAAAAGAAUGAACUUUUACCCUGGGCAUUGGUUCACUUUUUUAAAAACACGGUUAAAAUGGAAUUUUAAAAAUCCUGGGAAUUACCUAGUCCCUGAAAUAAUUCAUGUCUUAAAUCAUGAGACCCACCAGUUCUCCACAUCACCCAGGGUGGGCUGUACUAGAUCUUCAAUGUAAAAACAAAGCCUUUUUUUUUUUUAAAGCAUGUUUUUAGGUUUCUGUGAAAACUUUGAUUAAAUGUAAACUUGUUGGAUUUGAACUUCAUACCAAGCUCUGUCAGUUUUUGUCUUAAUAAAGUUUAGAUUUAUAA
Molecule: messenger RNA, 2174 nt
Organism: Gracilinanus agilis (Agile Gracile Mouse Opossum)
Lineage: Eukaryota; Metazoa; Chordata; Mammalia; Didelphimorphia; Didelphidae
Gene: CBX1
Product: chromobox 1
Exons: 5
Coding region: 266-823 (185 amino acids)
Biological process (GO): negative regulation of transcription by RNA polymerase II; chromatin organization
Cellular component (GO): pericentric heterochromatin; nucleus
Molecular function (GO): chromatin binding
Source: RefSeq, a predicted model, not a curated record